Schistosoma rodhaini is the source of this 1013-nucleotide messenger RNA. The record is from the annotation of a GenBank genome assembly. Lineage: Eukaryota; Metazoa; Platyhelminthes; Trematoda; Strigeidida; Schistosomatidae.
CAUAAACCCAAUAUCGAAAUUACCUAACAGUGUGUAAGAUAAUGAAAGAGACAAUUGGUUCAUGGAGAAAAUUAUGUAUCAUCAGGAAGAGAUUGGAUGGGAAAAUUGCAAUUGUGACAGGAUGCAACGCUGGAAUCGGUUUUCAUACAGCCAGUGAAUUAGCUCGUCGUGGUGCAACAAUCAUUAUGGCAUGUAGAAAUAUGAAACGAGCCAACGAAGCUAGAACUCGUCUGUUGGAAAUGUAUGGUGAGAAUAAUGCGAAAAGUGAAGAAACCGAUGUUGCAUGUAGUCAAGUGAAGUCAUCUUUAAAGCCCAUCGAGUCAGAUCAGUUGAUAAUUGAACAGCUUGAUUUAGCUUCGUUGAAAUCAAUCAGAGAGUUUGUUGAUAGAAUCAAAAGCAAAUACAACAAAAUUGACUUUCUCAUCAAUAAUGCUGGAAUCAUACUACAAAACUAUACAACAACUGAAGAUGGUUUCGAAAUGACUAUGGGAGUGAAUUAUUUUGGACCAUUUCUAUUGACAGAAUUAUUGUUACCAUUGUUAAAGAAUGCUGCAUCAUCAAGAAUAAUAAUUGUUUCCUCCAUGAUUCAUGAAAGAGGUCGCAUUAUCAAACCAGAUUUGCAAUAUGAUCAAAAAACCUAUAAAGCAUUAAAUGCAUAUAGCACAUCUAAAUUAGCAAAUGUGAUACAUGCUAUUGAAUUAAGUGAACGUUUGAAAGAUUGUGGUGUAGUGGCUGUUAGUCUACAUCCUGGAAUUGUCAAUACUGAAGUGAUGAGGGAUCUGACAAGUUUUCCAUCGAAAAUUAUACGACCAUUGAUUCGGUCUGUACUUACAACACCAUGGAAAGGUGCACAAACUACUCUAUAUACUGCACUAACAGAUAACUUGAUUCCUGGAGGUUACUAUUCAAACUGCACAUUGAAAACACCUUCAAAAUAUGCUCAAAAUGUGGAAGAUAGAAAAUGGUUUUGGAAUAAAACAUGUGAACUAUUGAACAUACAAUGUGAUAACUAA